Molecule: messenger RNA, 2358 nt
Organism: Ustilaginoidea virens
Lineage: Eukaryota; Fungi; Ascomycota; Sordariomycetes; Hypocreales; Clavicipitaceae
Exons: 2
Coding region: 1-2358 (785 amino acids)
Biological process (GO): tRNA splicing, via endonucleolytic cleavage and ligation
Cellular component (GO): nuclear inner membrane
Molecular function (GO): GTP-dependent polyribonucleotide 5'-hydroxyl-kinase activity; ATP binding; phosphoric diester hydrolase activity
Source: RefSeq, a predicted model, not a curated record
AUGGCUGUGCCAUAUAUACCUCAGGAUGUUGACGAGGUCUCCGAUAUGUUGAAAGCAUUGGAAUCUGCUAGAAAAGAUAAGCGGAAAAUGGGGUUUGCCGUCAAAAAGACAAGCCUCAAAGUCCAAUCUUCUGCCAAUGGAGUCGUGGUUGAUUCUUGGAAAAUGCAAGAUUGGGAUUACAAGAGACCAAACUUGCCCACAUAUGCCCGCGGCCUUUUUACUACCGAAAACGUUAGUCGACGGCGAGCAGAGAUAGUAGUCCGGGGCUAUGAUAAGUUUUUCAACGUCAAUGAGGUAGCGGAAACGAAGUGGGAGGCAAUCAUCUCUAAAACCCUACCACCCUAUGAAAUCACACUCAAGGAAAACGGAUGCAUAAUUUUUGUUUCUGGCCUUGAGGAUGACACACUUCUCGUCUGCAGCAAGCACUCCACGGGGGACCGAGAUGAUAUUCAAAUCAGUCAUGCUAGUGCUGGGGAACGUCACAUUGAACGCCAGCUUGCUGGCAUAGGGAAAACGAAGUCAGACUUGGCUAGGGAGCUUCGUAACCGCAAUGCGACCGCAGUUGCCGAGCUUUGUGACGAUGAGUUCGAGGAGCACGUCCUGGCUUACGACGCAGACAAGGCUGGUCUAUAUCUACACGGCAUCAAUCUCAACCUCCCCAAGUUUGUAACAUAUCCAAGCUCAGCAGUUCAACAAUUCGCGGAAGAAUGGGGUUUUAUCAAGACUGGCUUGACAGUAUUGAAUGACGUUAACGAAGUGAAGGCUUUCUUAGAAAGUGUCGCGUUCACAGGGGCUUAUGCCGGUAGAGAGGUAGAAGGCUUCGUCAUCCGCUGUAAGAUAUGCAACGACCCGGCAACGCAAGUAUUUCAAGACUGGUUUUUCAAGUACAAGUUCGAAGAGCCAUACCUCAUGUACCGACAGUGGAGAGAGUGCACCAAAGCACUGAUAGCUGGCAAGCAACCACGGUUCAAGAAGCAUCACAAGGUCACGGAAGAAUAUCUGCUGUACGCUUCCAAGCGCCUGGCAGCAGAUCCGAACCUAGGUCAACUAUACAACAAAAAUCACGGUAUAAUAUCGUUGCGGGAUGACUUUCUCAAGUUCAAAAAUCUCAACGGGUAUGACGCAGCAUGCCUGGAUAAUUCAGAUUCUGUCGUUAUGAAUGAAAUUACGGCCGAUGUAAUUCUAUGCCCCAUUGCCACGAUAGGUUGUGGAAAGACAACGAUUGCCUUGGCCAUGUCGCAACUUUUUGGGUGGGGCCAUGUUCAAAACGACGACAUAGCGGGAAAGGGUCGACCUCCUCGAUUCACCAAAGCAGUUCUUGACCAACUGCGCGACCAUCCUGUUGUCUUUGCGGACCGAAACAACGCAACAAAGGUCGAGAGAAAACAAUUCAUUAGUGACGUGAAGUUGCAAUAUGCGAGGGCCAAACUUAUUUGUUUGAACUUUGUCCACGAUAGGGACUCUAUAGACGAUAUUCGGAACGUCACACAAGCUAGAGUCUUAGCAAGAGGCGACAAUCACCAGACUAUCCAUGCAGCAAGUGACAGAGACAAGUUUGUUGGGGUAAUGGAAGGGUUCAUUCGCAGAUUUGAACCCUGCACCCCGUGUGCCGGCCCUGACGAUGGCUUUGACUUUGUCAUUGACCUAAACCCUAAAAUAGGGAGUCGUCAAAAUCUGGAAACUGUUGUGAGUAGAUUGAAACAGCACUUUCCAAACCUGUUCGGGACUAUGCCGUCUCCAGAACAAUACGAUGCUGCUAUCAAUACCGCUCUUGCAUACCGACCCGCUUUUCGAGAACGCAAAUCUGAAAAUUCAGUGAAUCAUAGAAGCCAAAGGAAGAGAAGACUAGAAUACAUGUCUGUUGAAAUCUCAAGUCACGAAGUCAAUGACUUACUAGAAACGGCUUUCAACGAAGUGUCGCCAGAAAAAACCCGUUUCUAUUUGCAAUUAAAACGAACGAGACGUAUUCAAAAUACGUUUCAUGUGACGCUCAUGCACCGUGCAACCUCGAAUGAGCGACCUGACCUCUGGAAGAAGUAUGUUGACAUUUGGGAAGCUUUUGGAGGUUCGAAUUUGCCUCUUGGAAAAUGCGACAUAUUGCUAGAAAGAAUUGUAUUUGAUGAUCGUAUUAUGGCCGUUGUAGUGCGUCUAAUUGACGACUCCGCUAAUUGGGAAUGUGUAAACCAAGUCGCACAUAUUACAGUGGGUACUCGAGAUGAUUCUGUGAAACCGAAGGAAAGCAAUGACCUGUUGCAACGAUGGAUUGAAUAUGGGGCUGAUGGUGAAGGUGUCAGCGAGUUGUUAUUCAAAGAUAAACCUACUUUUAGAGGUAUUGUUAGAGGUAUUGCCGCGAGAUAA